UUCAAAGUGAGCCACCAACACCAACAUUCACGAAACUUAUUAUGACAAGUAUUACCUAUUGAUUUUUAAAUGGAACUAUAGACGUGUGCCUUAAAAUAAAUCAAAUUUGUAUACUGCGUUUGAACAAGAAGUGAAAUAAAUGAACUGAAAUUGCGGAGAAAAAAGAUAUGCUUUGCAGAAUUAGCGUUUUAAUGUUGACCCUCAAUUUGGCCAAUAUUUGCAUUUUAUAUUCAGUAUGCGUUUCUGCGCAAGGAGCUACUGAUUUGCUGAAAAUUACAAAACCAACGCCGAGAAUUAUUUCAAAAGGAUCAGCAGUAAGAGCAACAAUUCCAAGUACUUUACAAGCGACUGGUUCAUCUACGACGGAGCCAAAUCCAGCGACAUCUGUAGUACCUGAAAUUUGCAUACAUGGUGUAAAAAUUUACUCAACCGACAAGCAUGAAACACAUAAUAUACAAUACGAACGAGAUUUCGUGCAAGUCCGUGAAGGUGAUGCUAUGCUCAGCAUAUUGACGACAGAUGUUUCUUCACCUCUUUUUGUAAUUGAGCGGAUCAACAGAGCAAAUCUCUUGGACGCAGACUUUGAAAUUGGGAAGUAUAUUGGAUAUUUGCUAUAAUCUAUGUAACAUAUAUGUAUAUAUUGUUUACGUUCAUUAUUUAACUUUACAGGAGUACGUGCUAUAUUGAUCGAAGAUGAAUCUGUUGCUGAAAACUUACUUAUGCAAGAGGUACAAUAUCUUCAGCAGUGCAUUGCUCAUGCUAUUGGUAUCUUUGUCGAUUAUGAUUUGUACAAGAAUUCCGAGCAAUUUAUCAAAGAUCUAGAGUACAACAUUUGGCCAAUACUUCCACCUCGUAUGUAUGUACUGCCAAAAGUGGCACAUCUGUUACACCAAAUGCCUUGGGCGGGAAGUAUAGCUUCUGUAGAAAUUGUUACUGAAAAUUUAGACACUUAUAAUGAGUUUAUUGAGGCUGUGCGUCACGAACACAUGUGUCUUAUGCAUUUCAAGAGCGUCAAUAAUAUUUACAUUCUCUUUGGAAACAAGUUGACGAGGCAUUUCGAAGAUAAUAGCACUAUUUUUGCAAUAUCCACUGAUCGCACAGAUCGUACUUUUCUAACAGAUCUCCCAGAUAAGUCGUAUAUACUUAUGGAAAGCGAAGUAGAUCCUGAUAAAAUUGAGGAAAAUUCCACAAUGCCUGCAACAGAAGAGACUUUAAGGGAUAAUUUGAUUCAACCGUCGAGGGUUUUUGCUUUCGCUCGACCCAUGCUGGAAAUCGUCCGUUGGCUAAAGGGAUCAUUAAUGCGUAACUGUAAGCGGGAGCAAAACAUUUUUGUACUUGAGUCUUGCUUAAACUUCCUAAAUUUUAUUGGUGAUUGGCAAACACCUGAGAAUCGUCAAUAUUACGAACCUGUUAAACUUUUGGAAUUAUUACACAUGCAACGAUUUACUUCGUUUAUGAACUUUAAAAUGUUUCAAAAACGCAACAAAAACACUAACGAAAGGACAACGACUAGUCAAGAUAACGCAGAUCUUCAAGAGAUUGCUUCACAAAACUUCAUUACUAACAUAACUACGUUUUAUCAUUACAAUCAAGCUAAUAGCAGUAGCAUAGAGUUAAAACCUAAAUUUGGUCAGGUUUUCAACUGUCAGUACAGCGCGGGAGAGAAUAGGCGAUAUCCAUUCCUAUUUGAUGGAGAGUCAGUGAUGUUUUGGAGAAUUAAGCCGGAUGCAUGGGUAGCCACGGGAAUGACUGCCGCUAUUCUUGGUCUAAUAAUUACCUUGGCCAUAUUAGUAUUUAUUGUUGUUCGAAUAUCAUUGGGCGAUGUAUUCGAAGGCAAUCCCGUUACAUCGAUCUUAUUGCUGCUCUCUAUGAUUUUGUUAUUCACAUCUUUUGUACCUUUCUCUUUGGAGUAUAUCGGUGAACAUAAAAACUCCCACGUGACUUUUGAAGAUGCCGCCACACUAAACACGCUUUGCGCUGUACGCGUUUUUAUUAUGACUUUCGCCUAUUGCUUGACUUUUUCACUAUUACUUUGUCGGGCUGUUAUGCUCGCUUCGAUAGGUUCAGAGGGCGGCUUUUUGUCUCAUGUCAAUGGCUAUAUUCAGGCUGUUAUCUGUAUUUUCAGUGUACUCGUACAGCUGGGUAUGUCAGUUCAAUUAUUAGUCAUUAUGCAUGUCGCAACCGAGAGUAUAUCAUGUGAAAAUAUGUACUAUGGCCAUUGGUUAUGGGUUUUGAUUGGAUAUGAUUUCAUGUUACUUAUGGGAAUUGUGGGCUUGGUUCCGUUCAUCUAUCGCUCACAACGGAAUUAUCGCGAAGGUAUUCUCAUUGUUAUUGGUGCUGUGCUGACUUUCGCAAUUUGGAUCGUUUGGAUUGGAAUGUCACUCUUAGGCGAUGAGAUGCGAGAUGCAGCAAUAUCUUUAGGCCUACAAGCCACAGGUUGGGCUAUUUUGAUAGGUGUGCUUAUACCGCGAACAUUUCUUAUAGUACGCGGCAUUGAACGUUCGGAUAUUGCUCAAGCAUUGCCUUCGCUCACUUCACUAGCUUUUGCGCAAAAUAAUCAGUACUCUUCAGAACAGAGCGUUUACGAGUGUGUUAAUCCAGCUAUGCGAAGUUGUUCGCAAGUGGAUAUAGCGCAGUCACCAAGUGAAAUCCCAACACUUCCAUUACGCGGCGGUGGCCCGCGUAGACAACAAUUUUUCGCAAACUUACGCCAGGCUAAUGCCAAUAUCAACCCACAACGGCAACCACCACGACCACAGAGGGGCAGUCCUACACGUUCAGAGUGUUCUUCUCUGCCCGGUUCACCAGAGAGCAGUAAAAUAACUCGGUUUUAGACAGACAAAAGCUCCAUGCAAUCAUAUUAACUUACCAAAUAUACUGUUUGAAUCCAUUUAUUUGUAUCUAGUCAUUCAUUGUCUUUUGAAGACUGUCCUUUUUAUUAUACAUAUAUAUAAAUAUACAUAUAUAUU
Molecule: messenger RNA, 2969 nt
Organism: Bactrocera dorsalis (oriental fruit fly)
Lineage: Eukaryota; Metazoa; Arthropoda; Insecta; Diptera; Tephritidae
Gene: boss
Product: protein bride of sevenless
Exons: 5
Coding region: 720-2834 (704 amino acids)
Biological process (GO): G protein-coupled receptor signaling pathway; visual perception
Cellular component (GO): membrane
Molecular function (GO): sevenless binding; adenylate cyclase inhibiting G protein-coupled glutamate receptor activity
Source: RefSeq, a predicted model, not a curated record